AUGCUUGAGCCAGCCGCCAGCAGGAUGUUCCUGUCACCAUGCUUGAGCUAUAGUCUUAGUGAGCAUACAUUGUUGCCUGCCUGCACAUCCUUUGUUCACUUGGGCUUCUAUUGGCUGGUGAAUCCAGACCAUCUGGCGUUGGGAGCUUCAAGACACCACUGCACUGCGGGACAUUGCUGGUCAUUACUGCCACAUCUACCAAGGAUGCCACACGCAUGGCUGGACAAUGCAUGGCUUCUUGCCAUUUUUUGCAUGGCUUAUUUGUGUACUUUGUUUCACUGGCUUCACCGUACUUUAGGUCUUCUUCUUUAG
Messenger RNA from Durusdinium trenchii, 312 nucleotides. Lineage: Eukaryota; Dinophyceae; Suessiales; Symbiodiniaceae. The record is from the annotation of a GenBank genome assembly.